CCCUCACCUCUCUUUUGAUAUCUCUGCCAAUUGUAAUUAACUCCAAUGAUUUCCUCUCGGGCUUUCUCUCUCACGAGCAAGCCAUUCCUUCCCGCCACAUGUCGCUCGUUCGGGACUUUCUACGGUCAUGAGAACCGUAACAUUAUUCGCAGCUUCAAGGUUGCCAGACUAUGGCACAAAAAUUACAUGCUACAAAGUAAGGAGAUUCCGAAAUGCAGUCAUCGCCUCUCGUUUUUCAUCUCGUAUUCAACGGAUUUAUCAGGAAGUGACGAUUUCCCUACGUUUGAACGGAAGGGAGAUGAUGUUAAGGUAAAGGUAUCGUCUGCCUACGAAUCGAUUAAGACAAAGGGAUUGUCACCCUCCAAAUGGAUAUACUUCAGGCACGUAGAUGACGGCAGUGGUGACGUUAGUGUAAAGGACCAGAAGGUACAAAUUCACUACCGGGUCUUUGAUAAAGAAAAAAAAGAGCUUGACAAAACUUACCACCCAAAACGCGGUCCUGAAAUAAUAGGUCCAGGCGAGAACGAUAUCUGUCAAGGCUUGUAUGAAGGAAUUGUGGGCAUGCGAAAAGGGGAAAGAAGAAUCAUCGUCCUUCCACCGUCUUCGGAUUUGACCGGUGACCACCGAAAGAGUUCAUGGAGUCAUCUCCCGAAAUUCAUGACGGGGAAACUGUCCAGUUACUCCGAAGAACAUAGAAUCUAUGAUGUGCGCUUGGUCGAAAUCAUUGGAUGACCAACUUGAUCAGGAGACCAAAUAAGGGGCUUUAAUUUUUAGCUCACCCGUGGGUUUAGUAAGAAUAGUCUCAUUAUUAAGUGUGUAUUUAAUAAUGAAGCAUUAUUAUGCUUAUGUAAAAAAACGUUUGAACUAAGUAAUAAUAAUUUGAUAUUUAAGAAAA
Populus trichocarpa (black cottonwood) is the source of this 895-nucleotide messenger RNA. RefSeq lists its product as uncharacterized. Gene Ontology annotation, molecular function: peptidyl-prolyl cis-trans isomerase activity. The record is from RefSeq and is a predicted model, not a curated record. Bases 46 to 732 code for a protein of 228 amino acids. The transcript has 7 exons. Lineage: Eukaryota; Viridiplantae; Streptophyta; Magnoliopsida; Malpighiales; Salicaceae.